Molecule: messenger RNA, 1057 nt
Organism: Syngnathus acus (greater pipefish)
Lineage: Eukaryota; Metazoa; Chordata; Actinopteri; Syngnathiformes; Syngnathidae
Gene: rpain
Product: RPA interacting protein
Exons: 7
Coding region: 147-830 (227 amino acids)
Biological process (GO): protein import into nucleus
Cellular component (GO): nucleus; PML body
Source: RefSeq, a predicted model, not a curated record
UGCGCGUCGGCACACAUUCACAUCCGGGUCACCGGACAGUAUUAAAACCGUUUCAGAGUUGUUAUUGCUGGAGUCAUGUCCGAGUGACAAUUUACAAGACAAGCCAGCGUUUCACGCUCAACUGCGUUUGUAUUCAUGCUUCUGAAAUGGAGUCUUCGCAGAGACAUCGCUCGCUUUAUAAGGGAACAACCCCGCCGUGGAAAGAAACAUACCGCAAGCGAUGCGUAGAGAGGCUCAAGGGUAGCAGGUCGAGAUUGCUCGACCGAUAUCGCAAGAUGGGUGAGGGUUCCAAAUGCAGCGGCCCCGCGACCUCCUUCAUUGUACAGGAGGUCAUGGAAGAGGAAUGGAGCGCGCUGCAGUCCGAAGAUAGGAAAUUACCGUCCUUAUGGGGUCCAAAGGGAAUGACAGAGUUGGACAACGUUAUGAAGGACCAUGAUGAACUGGCAGUUUUAGAGGAGAUCCAGCAGGAGCUUCUGACCUAUGAAAUGUCUAUUAUUGAAGAGUACGAGAGAAACCAACAAUUUGAGCAGCAGUACAUAUCAUCUGUUGUGGAAGGAAUGGAAGUGGCUCAUGUUAUUUGUCCCAUGUGCCAUAUGAGCAACUUGAAAAUCAGCAGUCAUUUCAUAUCCUGUCCAUGUGGACUAUACAUAAAUACAAAGAUGAAGAACAUCACUGCAGAUGUCCUACGGCAACUUCUCGAAUCCAGAGUCACAGAGCACAUGGAAGGCUGCUCCUCCAAUCCUGUUUUUUCAUUAGCAUCAAAUGCAGAUGCCUCUCCCAACCUGCUAAUAAGUUGCAAGGUUUGUGACUACCUCUCCAUCAUCCUGUGAUGUGGAACAGCAUAAAAAAAAUUAUUUGUAUUUAUGAAUAUGUAAAUAUUUGUUCAAAUAAAGGUUAUUUUUUAUAUUUAAUUCAGAAGUUUUGGUACUAUUAAAAGGUUCACAGAACGUCCUAUAACACCUUAUGUAAAGUCUAUGUUGGGGAAUUUUUUAUACAUCCCCUUUGUUGAAUAGAUGUAUGUUCAAUACUUUUUUUGAGGCAAUAAACUGAGAGACAU